Molecule: messenger RNA, 1335 nt
Organism: Drosophila hydei
Lineage: Eukaryota; Metazoa; Arthropoda; Insecta; Diptera; Drosophilidae
Product: beta-1,4-N-acetylgalactosaminyltransferase bre-4
Exons: 1
Coding region: 138-1106 (322 amino acids)
Biological process (GO): glycosphingolipid biosynthetic process; carbohydrate metabolic process
Molecular function (GO): N-acetyl-beta-glucosaminyl-derivative 4-beta-N-acetylgalactosaminyltransferase activity
Source: RefSeq, a predicted model, not a curated record
UUAUUUUGUUUCUCUGCACUGCUCCGCUGGCUGCAAUUUUGCUCAUUUCUGCUCUCACAUACAAUUUGCAAACGAAUAUUUAAACUAAAGCUAUGAGCCGUAGCGUUCCACUAGCGUUAAUACUAUAAUAGUGAAUAAUGUUUGUACGGCUAUGCCAGCACAGCUUUCAUAUAUUUGACUUGCUUCUUCUCAGUGCCGCUUUAACGAUACUCGUCUAUAUUCUACUGCCUCAUCGAUUUGCCCUGCGCUAUGACUACAUCGACAAGGAGAGAAUGGAGGAUGCGCUGCUUGCAGUCACCACUUCAAACAUCUCAUCUCAACAGGCGAUCGAUUGCACAUACAAGGAGACGCUAGCUGACAGCAAGUUCGUCUACGAUGCAUUCCAUCGGGAAAAAAUUCUUCGUGGUGAGGAAAUACGACUGGGCGGUGAAUAUCAGCCAGAAGAAUGCCGUGCACGAUACAGCACAGCUAUUAUUGUGCCCUAUCGGGAUCGUCAGGAACAGCUGGCUGCAUUUCUCAACUAUAUGCACAAUUAUUUGCGUCUGCAGCAAAUCCAUUAUCGAAUUUUUGUUGUGGAGCAAAGCGACCGCAAACCUUUUAACCGGGCCAUGCUCUUCAAUAUUGGCGCCAAAGUGGCCAACAGCUAUGGUUUUCCAUGCCUAAUACUGCACGAUGUUGACCUGAUGCCACUCAACUCCGGGCAGAUCUAUGCAUGCACAACUCUGCCCAGACAUAUGAGCUCGGCACUGGACAGCUGGCGCUUCCAUUUGCCGUAUCGCACACUCUUUGGCGGCGUCGUGGCAAUAAGCACCUCCCAGUUUAAAAUGAUAAACGGCAUGUCAAAUUUGUAUCAUGGCUGGGGUGGCGAGGAUGAUGAUUUGUACGAGCGUCUGAAAGUCCUAAGUAUAGAAAUCUGUCGCUUUGAUCCGGCUUACAGUGAAUAUACAAUGCUCAAGCACAAACACGAAAUACCAAAUGAAAAUCGAAUGGCGCUACUUCGAUCUGCCUCAUUGCGCAUGCACACCGAUGGUCUCAAUUCGCUGGCUUAUAAGGAAGUGGAACGCAAAAUGCAUAGCCUCUUUACGCUCAUCCUAGUCGAGACAUAGCUCACGAUCGAUAGUAAAUACUUAGCUACAGCUUUGUCAAGCUUGUUACUUAGCUUUUAGGUAUAGGUGAAUCUCUGCGACCCCAGCAAAUGGCAAAUGCAAAUAUCCAUUUAUGUUUAAGGAAGAAAGACGCUUUGUUAAAUGUACUGCAUUAAUUAUCUUGUUGUAGCAUAAACUAUUCACACCAAACUGAAGAGAGUUCGCACACAAAUAAAUAAUAAUAAAUUAA